AUGUGCAUCGCCCUCUUUUCGACUGCUCAUCCGGACUAUGCUUUGAUCUUGAUCAACAACCGUGAUGAGUUCCUCGCCCGCCCAACAGCGCCGGCUAAUUGGUGGGCUUCACCCAACGAGAACGUCCUCGGGGGUCGUGACCUCCAACGUAAGGAGCAAGGCACAUGGCUUGGCAUCACCAAACAAGGCCGCGUCGCAGUCUUGACCAACUUUCGAGAAGAAGGCGCCAUCAAGCCAGAAGCCAGGAGCAGGGGUGCUAUGGUCAAUGCGUUCCUGACUCAACCUCAAAGUUUGGACGGCACUGAAAAGUUUAUUCACGAUCUUGUGGAGGAUGAGGGCUUGAAGGGUGUCGGCGGCUUCAGCCUUGUAUGUGGGAAGGUUGGAGAGCCUCUUGCGGUCAUCUCAAAUCGCACGCCCAACGUCGAGGACACGGCCUGGAUUGCAAAAGACAAGGACGAAACGAUCGGUCUCAGCAAUGCAGCUUUUGGCAACAGGUCCUGGCCGAAAGUAGUCAGAGGAGAAGCGCUCUUGUCUUCUGCCAUAAAGCAGAACCUCUCAGAGCAGAGAUCUCAAGCCAGCUUCACCGAACAUUUAUUCCGUAUCCUGGGCGAGGACAUUUUGCCUAGGAAGCCUAAAGACUAUCCAUGGGAUAGCUAUGUGCAGGAGUUGCGCAAGAGCAUUUUCAUACCGGCGAUCGGAGGUGAGGGCGCGGAGGAAUCGAGAGCUGAGGAUCUGGCUGCUGCGAAAAAUGAUCAGCAUGUCAAUGUUCAGAACGUGACGAAAGCAGCAGAGCAGGAACAUGAACUUGAUGGUGUGUAUGGCACCCAGAAGCAGACCGUUGUGCUUGUGGAUCGUCGAGGCCGAGUGAAUUUUGUGGAGAGGACGUUGUAUGAUGCGACCGGCAAAGCAACGGUGGCGCCAGAUCGCGAUCGCGCCUUCCAAUUUGAUAUCGAGGGCUGGAAGAACCAGUAG
Molecule: messenger RNA, 972 nt
Organism: Letharia columbiana
Lineage: Eukaryota; Fungi; Ascomycota; Lecanoromycetes; Lecanorales; Parmeliaceae
Exons: 2
Coding region: 1-972 (323 amino acids)
Biological process (GO): Golgi organization; protein secretion
Cellular component (GO): Golgi apparatus
Source: RefSeq, a predicted model, not a curated record